This is a messenger RNA of Caenorhabditis elegans, 2443 nucleotides long. It is a transcript of the gene prmt-9, whose product is annotated as PRotein arginine MethylTransferase. Bases 1 to 2043 code for a protein of 680 amino acids. NCBI's taxonomy places the organism in Eukaryota, Metazoa, Nematoda, Chromadorea, Rhabditida, Rhabditidae. The record is from RefSeq and is marked reviewed. Gene Ontology annotation, molecular function: protein-arginine N-methyltransferase activity. The transcript is spliced from 10 exons.
AUGGCCGAACCAGCACAGGAAACACCGUGCUUCUCAAUGGAAAAGGCCGAACGGGCAUUUCUCGAUGGAAACUUCGAGGAGGCACUCAAACAUUUCUUCGUCUGCAUACGAAUGCUACCAGUAGAACGACGUGGAGUCUAUGAAGAUCAGUUUGCUGCAGCUCUUCAUGGCUGGAUUGCGCUGGACCACAACAAUGCUUCCCGGGCUGUCUGCCUUUAUCCACAAAUCAAGGAAUUAUUCCCGGAAACGAUUCGAACGAAAAUCGCUCUGAUUCGUGCUGUACAAGGAACCGAGCAGAGUAAAUGGCUUCUGAAUUGCCUGCCGAUUUGCAAAGAUUCGAUGGAUUUGGCGACGAAACCAGAGGAUUUGGUGGCUUUGAGGAUUGCACGUGUCAAUUUAACCACAAUUCCAUUCCCACAGUGGCAUAUUCGAAUGAUCAAUGAUGUGAAACGAAACGAAGCGUUUGCCAAAGCUCUAAACGACACUAUCAAGAGCAGAAUCACAGUUGUCUUCGAUAUUGGAUCCGGUACUGGUAUUUUAUCGGCUAUUGCUGCGAGAAAAACCAACUUGGUGACCGCUCUCGAAGAAAAUAUGUGCCUGACAAUGAUUUCUAAGGAGGUUUUAAAGAGAAACGGUGUUGAAAGUCGUGUUAAUGUUCACGCAAAGAACUCGACAUACUUUGAAACUUGUGAAAAAGCCGAUAUAGUCGUUUCCGAAACUCUCGAUUGCUGUGUAUUCGGAGAAAAAAUUGUAGAGACUUUCUUGGACGCUCAUGUUCGUUUUUCACAUGACAGAACUAUCUUUAUUCCGCAUCAGGCUACCGUCUACGUCCGUCUCUUCAGUUGUCGUGAAAUCUUCGAUAUUCAUUGUCAAGACUACGGAGGAGUUCGUUAUCGAUCCGAAUACGUGAAAAUUGGCGAAUCAGAUGCCGAACAACCGUACUGGUGUGCAUCAGCUGCAGAUUACUCUCAAUUUGAACUUCUUUCUGGUUCAGUAGCCAUGCAUUCGGUCGAUUUUAGCAGUAUUGCCAAUUUGAAGGAUUCACUUGCCAACUCGAAUUCUUUCAAAAUUCGACCGGCGAAAGAUGGAGUAGCACACGGAUUUUCUGUCCAUUUCACAUCUGAUCUAACUGGUCACGGAGACAAUAUCAUUGACUCGUCAAAAUCAAGAGCAUGGGAUCUUGGAAUUAUUCCAUUCAAGGAACCAUGUUUGGUGAAGUGUGAUAAAGAAUAUGAAGGAUCAUGGAAACUCUUGAAUAAUCGAUUGGAUGUGUACAAUGAUUUUUACGACGAAAAUCUUCAAAAGCACGAGGACAGUCUUCGCUACGAGACCGCUUCACUGGAUCAACUUCAGAAAAUCCGUGAUGAUAGUUAUUUCAAGGCAAUGAUGGGAGAAAUUGAUCCGAUUGAACUUCCAUUUACUCGUGAUAUUUCAUCGAGUAUUCCAGCUCAGUGUGUGCUUAAUACUGUGGAAAGCCAAACGCCUAUAAGGCAUCUUAUUACUAACUUCUGUCGCUACGACGGUACAUUGGAUCAAGAGACAUUCUUCCGAAUAGAAGAAUUCGUUGGAUUCCGAGAUCACGUUCAAAAGAUUGUUCCAACAAAAUUCCGUAUUCUUGGACAUCUCUUCUAUUCAGAUAGAGUUCAUUUCGAUGCUCGACCAGAUCCUUCAGCUCAUUGUCAAGUCGAUUUGAGUACUGUUCGAAGUUUUAAUCUUCGAGAGAUGCGUGAUAUUAGAUUAACUCAACGAGAAGAUAUUGUGAUGGCUUCGAAGGAAUUCGUGUUAUACGACUUUAAUAUUAGCGCUGAAAAGUUCCGACAGGACACAUAUAUCACUGUAACACAGGACGUUACGGUUCAACCAACUCGCCCCAUCGCCGACGGUGUCAUCUAUGAAUUCGAAAUCCUGGGAAUCAGAAACACGAAACUUCGUCCGGUUGCCGCGUUCCUUUUCCCGGAAAGAGUGAAUACUAAUCCAGAUAUGACAGUGGUAUUCGAUUUGCAUCUCGGUGAAAUGCUCAUCUCGCUCAAAGAUCUUCCAUAAAUUGUCGAAUUUCUUCAAUUUCAUCAACAGUUUCUCACAAACAAUUCAACAAUCGAUAUCAAUUAAUUCUAUUUUUUUCUAAAUUUUCUUACUUAUCUAAAUCUCGGACCCCAUUAUUUCCCUUCUUUCCAAAAUUUUUCUCAUUGCACUGAUAAUUAUUAAGGCUGGGUUUUCUUAAAAUUUUAAAAUUUAAACUCAAAUUCACUCCCAAAUAUUGUAGGAUCUAACUAUUCCACUAUUCUGUUAAAUUCCCGAUUCCUCCAACUUUUCGUUGCCUUUUCUAUUUAUUACUUUUUUAUUUUAUUUGUUGAUACCUUUGAUUUGAAUCAGCUACUACCUGAAUGAUUACUUUCUUUCAAUACCAUUUCUCGUUAAAACACGCAAUAAAUCUCAGUUUCUC